Molecule: messenger RNA, 2567 nt
Organism: Nerophis ophidion (straightnose pipefish)
Lineage: Eukaryota; Metazoa; Chordata; Actinopteri; Syngnathiformes; Syngnathidae
Product: src-like-adapter
Exons: 8
Coding region: 157-975 (272 amino acids)
Molecular function (GO): protein binding
Source: RefSeq, a predicted model, not a curated record
UGGGAGGAAGUGUGUUGUCAGUCCCGAGCAGACUCUUGACAAGUCAUUACUCUCCUCGACAUCGAGGGGGUCUACACCUCUGCCACCAGGGCCGUCGCGAUGGCUCCUCACGUCUCUCUUGAUGUCAAAACGGGCCAAGUUUGAUUCGCGGGGAGGAUGGGUAACGUGAUGCGAGGCGUGGGCAUCCGUCCAGAAGUCGACGUGAAAGACCCCGGCAACCCUCAGAAAGGGUCAGAGGACAACCUGAUGGUAGUUCUCGCAGACUACCCGUCUCCGGACAUCGGCAAGCCCAUCUUCAAGAUGGGGGAGAAGCUCAGCAUCAUCUCGCGGGACGCCUACUGGUGUAAGGUGAGUUCCAUUCAGACGGGGAAGAAGAACUACAUCCCCGAGAGUCACGUGGCCAAAGUGUACCACGGCUGGCUGUUCGAGGGGGUGACGAGGCAGAAGGCUGAGGAGCUGCUGCUUCUACCUGGGAACGAGGUGGGCUCCUUUCUGGUUCGGGAGAGCUCUGUGGAGCGCGGUAUGUACGUGCUCUCGGUCAGGCACAGCCCUAUAAAGCACUAUCGCAUCUUCAGGCUGGACAACAGCUGGUACUACAUCUCCCCUCGCCUCACCUUCCAGUGCCUGGAGCAGAUGAUCGACUACUAUUCUGACUUUGCGGACGGCCUUUGCUGCGUGUUGACCGCUCCAUGUCUGUCCGACCGAACAAUUCCACCAGCGGGUGAGGCACCGGUUGUCAUGAGGAGCCACUUCGACUGGAAUAAAAUAAACAGGAUGCAGCUGACCGCCACCGGGGGCCGCGAUGACAGCAUGGUGAGCUACGGCAUCAGGAACAGCAUGGCCGACUACCUGUCCUUUUCGGGGUACCACCAGGGAACCCGAGGCACGGGGGCGGAAAACAGGAAGAAGAAGAGCAAAUCUGUUUACGCAUUGCCGGAAAACGACCUGGACAACUUUGACUGUGACGCCCAGUAGGGGCCGCCGUACGUCUUGUACAUAAGAAACUAUCCUAUAGGGACGGCGUGGCGCAGUGGGAGAGUGGCCGUGCGCAACCCGAGGGUCACUGGUUCAAAUCCCACCUAGUACCAACCUCGUCACGUCCGUUGUGUCCUGAGCAAGACACUUCACCCUUGCUCCUGAUGGGUGCUGGUUGGCGCCUUGCAUGGCAGCUCCCUCCAUCAGUGUGUGAAUGUGUGUGUGAAUGGGUAAAUGUGGAAGUAGUGUCAAAGCGCUUUGAGUACCUUGAAGGUAGAAAAGCGCUAUACAAGUACGACCCAUUUAUCAUUUGUUUAUCCUUCUGUGUCACGUUACGCCAUGCUGGUUGGCUCCACCCCCUCCAAUACCGUGUGUAUAGGAGUCUGUGGAGAGGCGCAGCGGGGCAGGGCGGCCGAGCUUAGAGGCAUUUGCCCCACGUUGGGCGCCGAAUGUGACAGUCGCUCGCUGUCAUUCAGGUUCAAUGGACCAUCAAGGAAGGACAUCUCUUUCGAGCAGGUUUGACUCGCUUUAUUUUUCAAUUAAAGCUUGUCUUCAGGUCGGGUCGCUUUUCAGCUCCUUCCCUGCAGCUCGCUCCUCGGUUGCUUCAGUCGGCCACGUCGUUACUCUCUGUUGCUUUCGGUACUCAGGUUCUGCUGCGGGCUCUUCUCCUCCUUCUCCCUCACCCUCCUCCGCCGCUGCCCUUUUAUACAGCCAGAGGAGAUUCAUUGAUUGUGUCCCGGUGUGCGAGCCACGCCCCUGAUCCCACUUGUAGCGUCGCUCCCGGCACGCCCCCGCCUCUUCACUCGGCCGCAUUCUCCGUCCCCUUGCCGCUAUCUUGCUGCUCAUUCGCCGGCUGCGCCUCUCCACAGAGUCAUUCUGAUGGCGUCCACAAAUGUGAUCCCUGGUGUGCACCAAAUAAGCAGACCACUCUCCACGUGCAAGUGAACUCUGUUGCGCUUCGGUUGCCUUGUGUUCUAACGAAACACGAUUCACUAUAAAUCUCCUCAAACGUCCGACCCUUAGUGAACAUUUCCUUGCUGCCCUGAAGCCGAUUGCCAUCUUAGCGAUUCUUUUAAGACAGAGACGUCAAAGUGGUUUUCGCUGAGGGCCACGUCGCAGUUUUGCUAGGCCCCAGAGGGCCGCUUCUAACAGUACAUAUUAUUAUUGUCAGAAUAAUUGUAUCUAAGUUAUCACACAUUUUUGUGUUUCAACGAGUUCCCGGCAAGCAGAAAAAAGCUGCCUUUGAUCUUACCAAUCAAAACACCUGUAAAACGCCACUGUGUAGGAUGGGAAGCGACAUGAAGGUGUCGGUUUCUUUGAUGCAUUGUAAUCCACAGGAAGUUUCGUCUUUACCUGAGAUCUACAAAGUGGAGAGGAAGCAGGACCUGACCCCCUUCCAGGCACCUUUUCUUUGAACUGUUUUGUAACCAAAGGCGACAGCUGUUUACGACCCCCUUCCUUUAGAAACAGCUGUCGCCAUGUAAUCAGGGAAAGUCCAAAUAAAAGAGGCGUACAAUCUUUCGUCAGAGCGUGGUGGGAGACUGUACAAAGAGUACAGACCAGAGCUUUCUCCUCAAUUGAGCUAAAUUGAA